AUGCUGGCGAAAACCAACCUGGUGGCAUUGACCGUAGCGCUGGCUUUGCUAACCGCCAGUCUUGGCCCCACCCCCGCCACAGCCCUUCCUAUCGCUGACAACAACAACAAUUGCGAUAACGACAACAAUAACAACGACUGCGACGACAAUUGCAGCGAUUACGCUUCCUUCGUUCCUCCCACCAGAACCACGACCAGACCACCCCGAGUCCCUCACUUCAACCUCCCCAUCCCCCUCCCGCCUUCUCCUUCCCCCUACCCUUACUACUAUGGCGACGACGACUACGGACCCUCCUCCCCUUCUCCUCCCCCCUACCCUGACUACUAUGGCGACGAUGACAUCGGACCCUCCUAUCCGCCGGAAGUGUAUUUCGAGCCCUCGGCCCCGGCCAAGCCUAUUACGUCUGUUUGGGACGGCAUCGCUACGGGGUUUUAUUACCCAACCGCCAGCAGUGGUGGUGGUGGAGGCCAGGCCUUGCCUACGUGGGCUGCUCGUGCUCCGAGAUUCACUCAUCCUCCCAAGGUGACGAGUAUCAACUGGUAUGGACGCGGAGGUGGUGCCGUUUAUUCGCGGACCAUGUCGGCAGGUGGCUCCAUACCCACACGUACGCCCUACCGUUACAAUGGUGGGAACGACGGUGGUGCGCAACAGCGUCCUUUUGGAGUUGACCAACAGAAUUCGACUCAGUUUGAGAGCGAGAAUAGUACCUACAACGACAACGACGACGAUGUCAUCUCGGUAGAGUACGACUACGACGAGUAUGCUUCUAUUAUCCCUCCCACUGCCACUUUUUUUUUCCCUCGUCCCACUCCCAUAUCUCCUCCUCCAUUUGACGAUUUCGAGGUGGACGAUGGUUACUGUCGCCCUUCAGGGCUGGUGAAACGCUACAUCGGCGUCGACUUGAGAGAGGACAGUUUUGCGGUUGGGUAUGUCAACUCGGCCGGCAAGAUCGUGUUGAUCCCCAACGAGAAGGGGGAGGUGUACAGCCCCACGUCCGUCCGCUUCAUUGAUGGUGGUCGUCAGGCGCUGGUCGGACUUGCUGCCCUUCACUCGGACGUGGACCAAGGGUUGACCACAAAACAGCUUGAGGCUUCGGCUGUUGACAUGGUCUCCUUGAACUCAAGCAAUACAUUCCCCCAGAACGUUCUUCUCAAUCUGGAACGUGAUGUCACUGACUACGGCGAUCGAGAGAUGUGGUCUGAGCACAAAGUACCCCAAGGGGAUCUUUUGGCGGUGGUGUUGAAGCGAGCGAUGGAUAUGGCCGAGGGCCACGAGUCGUUCUCGUCGAGGUCGGGCGAGAAGGUGCACGGAGUGGUGGUGACGGCCCAGCAUCCCUCAAACGAUGAGGCGGAAACCAUUGAUUCAUACACCGAGACGUUGUCGUUGGCGGCGGCCCAUAUCGAGUUCUUUGAGUCGAGAGUCCAGCGCGAUCCCUUGGGCGGCGAGGACGCGUAUCUUCCCCAGACGGUGUUGUUUUACAACUUGCGAGACACGACCGAGGACAUGACAUUGAUGCGGUACCACAAGGGUACGUUUGGACUGCGCCCCUUCCACCUCCAGGCCCUGGACGGGUACCUCCGCCACGAGGACGGUCUCAUCCAGGACGAGUUUGAGCGUUACCUCCUCAAGAAUCUGGUGCAUCGAUUCAACCAGGCUUGGGAAAAAGCUCCAGGACCUCACGACUUCGUGGCAUUCUUAGAAGAUAACGAGAUCCAGUACGUGAACAAGACCGAGUUCCGCAGUGCUGUUGAGUUGAUGGAUCACCAUUCAAAAGCCUCGAAUAGCGAUACUGAUGCGGACUGGCGUAUCUAUACGGAACUCAAGUUCGGACCCCAGGGGACGAAUGACCCCCGUGUGUUGAUGAUGGUAACGCUCUCGAUGUGGAAGGAAAUCCGAUUCGAGUUCUUGAAGGAGCGUCUGUCCAAGGCCGUCAACAGGAUUCUUGCUUCUUCCGGGUUGGAGAGCAAGGAUAUGGUGGACCAUUUGGUAGUUGCGGAUAUGACCUCGUUCAAGGGUCAGUCAACUGCUGCUAUGGGAACUGUGUUUGGAGAGGAAGGGGAGAAGAAGAUUGUGAAGGCAGUUGAUCCCCAGAGAGCGGUUGCGGAGGGCAUUGCUACGAUUGCUGGAUUGCUCACGAAGGAGUCCCCCUUGCAAGUUCCCUGGUAUUGCCCUGACCUCCAGCCUUAG
Linnemannia hyalina is the source of this 2187-nucleotide messenger RNA. The record is from the annotation of a GenBank genome assembly. Lineage: Eukaryota; Fungi; Mortierellomycota; Mortierellomycetes; Mortierellales; Mortierellaceae.